UGCGCGAUCUGAGCCGCGCGAGCGUCGUACAGUAGUGUCAGACAUGGCGGCGGAGCUACAGCCCGAGUGGAUCUGCUGUCUCCCUGCUUAUUGGAGUUACGGGGUGACUCGGGAUGGACGUGUCUUCUUCGUCAACGAAGAAGCCAAGAGCACAACCUGGCUGCAUCCAGUGAGCGGCGAGGCGGUGAUAACCGGCCACCGGAAAACUCCAGAUCUACCCACUGGGUGGGAAGAAGGAUAUACUUUUGAGGGUGCACGGUGCUUUAUCAAUCACAAUGAGCGGAAGGUGACCUGUAAGCAUCCUGUCUCAGGCGUACCCUCACAAGACAACUGCAUCUUUGUCAUCAACGAACAAUCUUCCUCUAAAGUGCCAGCGAAUGAGAAGAAGGAUCAAGCACUUAACAUCAUGAGUGAGGCCGCAAACUACACAGGUGGCUCGGACUAUGCCGCUAACCCCGGUAGCCCAGCAGGAAGACCCUCAAGGCCUUCCAAAAAGAUUCAUAAUUUCGGGAAGAGAUCCAACUCUAUCAGGAGGAAUCCUGGUGCCCCAGUAAUGAAGAAAAACUGGCUUUAUAAACAGGAUAGUACAGGGAUGAAGCUGUGGAAGAAAAGGUGGUUCGUGCUGUCGGACCUGUGCCUCUUCUACUACAGAGAUGAAAAGGAGGAGGGGAUACUGGGCAGCAUCCUCCUGCCGAGCUUUUAUAUAUCUAUGCUGUCUGUGGAUGAUCACAUCAACAGAAAAUAUGCCUUCAAGGCAACACAUCCCAACAUGAGGACAUACUAUUUUUGCACAGACACAAACAAGGAAAUGGAGUCUUGGAUGCAAGUAAUGACGGAUGCUGCCCUUGUGCAUUCAGAGCCGGUCAUAAGGUUGGACAGACUAAAAGUGGAGCAGUGCGGCCCUCAAGAGAUCAACCACGUGGCCAACAACAGGCCACCGCUCACACAGCCCGAAAUCCAGAACAACGAACGCAACCGAGAGGUCGACCUCGAGUGCACUUUGUCAGUCACCCCCGACGCAGCAGAAGAAGAGAGGAAGCAGCGAGAAGCGGAGCGCUAUGGCUUCCACAAGGAGGGGGCGGUGCAGGAGCGUCCCCUCACCAAGAUCAACAGCAUCAAACUUCAGCCCGCCCAGGCAGCGGCUAUCAAAGCCAACAUUGCCUCGCCACAGACCCCAACGGAGAUGGAUGGGCCCCAUCGAAGCCCGCAGGUUAACGGAUCUGGUGAGCAGUUUCCAGCGGAUCGAACCAGAGUCCCUCCCCAGCAGAGUCCCAACUAUGAGCCGGAACGCAACCUGAGUCGUACCAGCUCUAUGCAGCAACUGGAGCAGUGGGUUCGAACCCAAAGGGUGCGCAGCCAGGACGACGACACCAGGAGCGUCUCGUCGUACCAGACACUGCCUAGAAACAUGCCAAGCCACCGGGUCCCCUACAUGCCUCAGUAUGCAGAUAGCUACCGCAGCAUGCCCAGGAAUAGCAUGGCACAGCGGGACAGCAUCUGCAGCAUGUCGCCGUCGAUGUACGAGCAGGUCUUGGGUUCCAUGCCGGCCGACAAGCGGCGCUCCAUGCGCGACGAUACCUUGUGGCAGUUGCACGAGUGGCAGCAGAGGCAGGCGUACACCAGGCCGCCUGGGCUCUACGGCAACAUGCCCAGUCCCAGGACCAUGAUCAACCUGUCGGACCACGCCGCGCCGAGCCACUCCAUCCCCCCCUCACCCUCCCACGGCUCGCUGUCCAUGUACGGUGGCUACUCCCCGAUGCGAUCCUACAACAUGAACAGCGGUCACUCUGAGGUCUCCUCCCCCGUUUAUAGAAGAGACGGGAGCAUCGACAGACGUCAAAGGCCGCAGCACAACAAGUAUGCUUACCCACCUGACAGGAGGUCCAUGCCCGCAGGGAUCCCAGUUCAAACUAUCACUGCCCAGACCCUGCAAGGCAAAACACCUGAGGAACUGACUCUGCUGCUGAUAAAGCUGCGGCGGCAGCAGGCAGAGCUAAACAGUAUCCGGGAGCACACUGUAGCACAGCUUAUGCAACUAAACAUGGAUGGUGACAACCCAAAGAAUGACAUGCUCUCUCACCACCUCCAAAGGAACCUCAUGUUUUUGGACAAUCAGAUGAAGGAGAAUGACCCUUUAAUCGUCAUGACUCACUCUUUGAUUGAGAACUCUGCCCCGAGGCCUCAACUUUACCAGCAACUGAGUCAAGAUGACUACAGAGGACACGCCUACACGGUCAUGCCAGGAGAAAUGGACAUCGAUAGCAAACUGAGCCUGCUGUGUGAGCAGGAUAAAAUGCUGGGGACACAGGAGGAAAAACUUCAGCAGCUGUACAGAGAGAAGCACACCCUUGAGACGGCGCUGCUGUCCGCCAGCCAGGAGAUAGAGAUGGGCUGUGAUAACUCUGUUACCAUGCAGAGCAUCAUCCAGCAGCGAGACUUACUGCAGAACGGCCUGCUCAGCACCUGCAGAGAGCUGUCCAGAGUCACUGCUGAGUUGGAGCGCUCGUGGAGGGAGUAUGACCAGCUGGAGGGAGAUGUGACUCUGGCUAAGAACAACCUGCUGGAGCAGUUAGAAGCACUGGGAAGCCCUCAGACGGAGCCUCCCAGCCAGCAGCACGUCUACAUCCAGAAAGAGCUGUGGAGGAUUCAGGAUGUGAUGGAGGCCCUCAAUAAACACCGAGCUCAGAGAGAUGCUGCUGAUGGGAUGGGGUUCUAUGGGCCCAAGAACAACUUCAGUAAGCACAUAAACGAGGAGGAGGACUCGGCACCCCCACGGCCACCUCUACCCCAGUCCUACGAGCCCAUCCCCCCCCCAGUGCCCCCCGUGCCCUCUCCCGCUGGUGUUCGCCCUUCAACACUCCACAGGGCGGAGGAGAGGAAGGCCACUCACAGGAAUGGCACGCACAGUGGUCCUGACUACAGGCUGUAUAAGAGUGAACCAGAGCUCACCACAGUAGCUGAAGUGGAUGAGAGUAAUGGAGAGGACAGAUCGGAACAUCCGUCUGACAGAGAACAUCCCGGAAACAAAGGAUUGUCCUACCCAGUUGGCAUCGUCCCACCUAGAACCAAAUCUCCGGUGCCUGAGUCGUCCUCCAUUGCCUCAUAUGUUACUCUAAGGAAGAGCAGGAAGCCUGACCCCAGGAUGGAGCGUCCACGCAGCGCAGUGGAGCAGCUGUGUGCUGGGGAGAGUGGUCGGCCCAGGAUGAGUGUGGAGGAGCAGCUGGAGAGGAUCCGCCGCCAUCAGCAGGGGUCCCUCAGGGAGAAGAAGAAAGGCCUCAACAUCCGGGGCGGCGGCCAGGACAACACACCCUCCCGCAGUCACUCGUUUACUAAAGGCGCCCGCGGCAUGCAGACCCAGAUGAGACGCAGAGAUGAGGUGAUGAGCUUUGACAUUCAGGCGCUGGAGGCCUCUCUCAGGGAGCAGGAGGUGGUGAGGGAGCAGGAGACGCCCGCUGAGGAGAUUGCACGUCUUAGAGAAGCCUCGCACGCUGACCACUUUAAUUUGGACCGAGAGCUUUCUGUGCCUGACAAAGUGCUGAUUCCUGAACGUUACAUUGAGUCGGACCCUGAGGAAGCUCUGAGCCCCGAGCAGGAGGCUGACAAGCAGAGGAAAGUUGACCGUAUCAAAGCUCUUAUGGUAAAAAACAGUAUGCAUAACGUGUUGCCGAGCACGGGUCUGAGCCCAGAGGAGGAGAAUGAGGAGGAGGUGACCCUACAGGAGAAGGAGAAGAUGAUUAAUAUCUCGUACGAGCUGGCAGCUGAAGCCUCCAAACGCAGCAAGCUGGUAGCAGUGAAAAGCCUGUCAUCUUCUUCCCCACCCCCUCCACAAUCUCCUAACACACCCCCUCAGCUCGCUGAUGGGUCUCACUUCAUGUGUGUGUAGUAGCACCACACAGGCUCUGGCUUCAGUAAAAACCUACACAUGAAGGAAACAGCAGUGGAAGUAUAGAGAUGAACCUGUAAACCCAAGGACAUCAGCACAAGGCCCACGGCCCACAGAGAGAGACACUUUCCACUCGGUCUUCACCUGUGACUUCUGUACGCUCACUGUGACGUCUCAAGCUCCUGUGCCACGAAGCACACCUUUCUCUGUGACACUCUGCAAUCACCUUCAGACCUUUAACGUCGCAGCUUCCUUUUCAGUUGCUUUACAAAACUUAAGUUUAAUUUUAUUAUUUAUAUGGUUUUAUUAGGUCCUUGUUUGAAUAUGGGCCGAUGUAUGUGUGUACAUGAGGCUAACAGACCGAGUCCUGUUUUUUGCAAUGCCUAAUUUCUAUGUGUUCAGAUCAUUUAAGCUCACUUAAGUCUUUUAUAAUCCACUCAAUUUGUUUUUCAGACAUUGGUCGUCAGCCAACCGUUCAUAUUUAUCCAUUAACUAUCAAGAACAUAUGUGGAUGCGAAACAUAAAUAGACAAACUGUGCAUCCUUCCAUUGUAAUGAAAGGAGGAGCCUUGUUCUGGCUGCAGACUAAGAUUAUUUGUAAUUUUUUCUUAUUUCUAGGUUGUAAUUAUUUAAUUACGGGAUCCUCUGCAAUCCCUCUCGCGUUUCUGCCGACACUUAUGUGAAUGUUCCGGCUUAAGUCAUUCUAUACAUUUUUUGUGUGUGUUGUUUUUUAAAAGAGAGAUAUUUAAACUGAGAGGAGAAAAAAAUCUGAUUUUGGUUCUAUUUUGUGAUAUUUUGGUUUGAAAAAGAAGAAAAUAUUAGCACAUGUAAAAAGCAAUAAAAUAUGUUUUGUGGAUCCAGGAUGACUUUUUUUGAGUGUACAAAGUGUAAUUAUCAGAGGUUUACUGUGUAUAUAAUGUACAUGGUACAGCAGGAUGGGAGAAUGUAUCCAACAUGAGGUUACAUACUAUAUUUGAUUUGCAAAUUUGUUCAUAUCCCAUCUGUUUUAUAACAUGUGAAAUAAAUGUUGCCAUUUUUAA
Molecule: messenger RNA, 4922 nt
Organism: Platichthys flesus (European flounder)
Lineage: Eukaryota; Metazoa; Chordata; Actinopteri; Pleuronectiformes; Pleuronectidae
Product: pleckstrin homology domain-containing family A member 5-like
Exons: 29
Coding region: 44-3883 (1279 amino acids)
Cellular component (GO): cytosol
Molecular function (GO): phosphatidylinositol-4-phosphate binding; phosphatidylinositol-5-phosphate binding; protein binding
Source: RefSeq, a predicted model, not a curated record